GUCGACACUAUCGCGCAGUGGUUCUCCAACGAGAACAGCGUGGACGCCGGCGCGCUGGCAAAGCGCUGGGACGGCAGGGUUUGGAACAGGGGCGUCAUGGACAAGGCCCGCGCAUUCUGUAUCCUGCGCCCGUGGCUGUCAAUUGCGACAGCCGGCCAUUGCCCCGAGAUUUUCAAGGCGAUGCUGACCGACAAGAUGGGCUCGCGGCAGCGUCUUACUGUCGCCUUCCCACGGCCGACAUGGCGCACCAUUGCCCAGAUCAGGGGCGCCUGCGCCAGGCUGCCAGUCCCCUCGCACACUCCGGAGGACUACUUGGCGGCCUUGCUGUGCCCGGUCCUCCAGAAUUCUCUCAAGCGCGGCGGCGCUGCCUACAAGGCAAACCAGGAGACGUCCCUAAAGCACGGCAAGCUGCGCGCCAAAUUCGACCGCUUGGUCAUAUCACUGCAUCUUCUCAACACCUACUGCGUCGCCUUCAAGGCAGCUCGCGUCGCUCGCGGAUUCAGCAUGGAAGGCGCUUGGGGCCACGACGUGAACCCGUCCGCGACCAUCCCCAAUAACGUGGUCGAGAUGGCGUACUUCCUGUGCGCCCACUUCGAGGAGACGCGGGAGUUCCUGGACUUCGCCCGCGCUGGCCACGUCCUUCCGCGCGAGGCCCCGCCGCCGGAAUCAACUCAGGACGAGAUGGGCCCCCCGCCGGUGCCCUCGCGCGAACAGCUGCUCUCGUUCCUCGAGUCGCUCCGCGUCCGCUCGUGGAAGGACCCCGACUUGGACUUCCUCAUUGCCCUCCCAAUUCCGCCGCUCUUUGACUUUCUUCGUUCCACGGAGCAUGUGUGCCUUGGAAUCGACGCAUGCGCCCUCGUGGGCACGAUGAAGAUCACACUGGCCACUGACCAGUGGUUCAAGUAUAAGUCUUCGACCUCAACCUCCCGCGCCCUCGGGCGCGCGAUGGGUGCCGCCGCGAUCGAGAAGAACCUUGUCAUGUACGUGGCUUGCUUGGCGGCGCGAUUGCCGGCGGCGCUCGGCCUGGGCGUUCUCGCGCGCGCCGCGAAGAUCCACGGGGGCGGCGACCCAAACUGGCGGUUCGCCUCCAAACCCGUGAACGCUGAUUGCCACGAAGUAUUGGAUUACCUGGACAUCCACGACGCAUCUACGCCAUCCUUCCAGGACAUCUCGGAGCGCAAUGCUACCCCCGUGGAAAAGCCAGCCCGGGCGCCCGACGCACAGUGGGGCGCCGUCGUUCUUUCCGAUCGCAACGUGGUCAUGAAUUUUCUAG
This is a messenger RNA of Prorocentrum cordatum, 1273 nucleotides long. NCBI's taxonomy places the organism in Eukaryota, Dinophyceae, Prorocentrales, Prorocentraceae. The record is from the annotation of a GenBank genome assembly.